GGGACGUAUUGCGGCUCUGUCACGUCGCUUCCCAGUGACAGCGCUGCCAGGUUGCCCAGUAGCGUUUUUCAAGCUGUUUUGCAAUGUCACAGUAAGAAGUGUUGCCAUUAUCGCCACUAAACUCAGAAGCCCUUGUUCGCAUCUAACUGACCUAGUUAUUGAAAUCAUGUUAAGUACGUGAUCACAAGCUUAACGCUCUCAAUAUGACUUUUUCACGGGCGGAAAAACGAGUCGGUGACGAUGGACGCGACGAGGUGGAGGACGCCAUUGAGCAGUUGCUCAGUCUUCACACCACGCGGAGCAUGUCAAUGAGCGUGACGCGCCAGGGUAGCCGAGGGGUGGCGCUAAAUGGGCCCGGUGGCGUACGCCCUGGCCCCACUUCACCCAUGUUGCCCACCACCUCACCAUCGCGGACGCCUCCUGCAUCAGGCACUGGCAUGUACGCAGCGGCCCCGGGCGCCUCCGAUCGUGGGUUGGGGCCCACCAGCGGCGCCCAGAAGGGCCUUGGACUUGGCAACUUGCCGCUAAACCUGCCCAGUGGCGGCGCAGCCGGCGGCAGCACGCAACAUGACGCCCUGGAGGUUUCGCGCCGAACCCUAUCGCUGACGCCGUUCAAAGGCAGGCGCCGGGCAUCGACACUGGCACUCGAACUGGCUAGCGCCAAUGGUGCCGGAGGAUUUGGUGGCUACGGCAUUGGCGGCGGCUCCGCGGCGGCCAGCCCCCACAUCGGGCCCGGAUCGCCAUUGUUCGGUGCGGCGAGCAGCCAUGCCCUCUUCCGCCGCGGCGGCGGCGGUGGCGGUGAUGGUGGUGGCGCAGGUGGAGGCGGAAGUAGCGGACCCAGCACAGGCCGGGUUACCGGCAGCAGGGGCGGCGAAUGGCACAACUUCUAUAGCUACGGCCAGGUGCCGGACUCGGCCCUUGCACCAGCCUCGCCGCGGUCCCCACUGCCACCGAACCGCACGUCAGCCGCGGCGACAUCUGCAAGCCAGCAGUCCCCAUCACCUAUCCGCAGAGCCGAGCCAUCCAGCACAGCCAUGGCAGCAGCAGGCAGCUCGAAUGGCUGGAACGUGCCGCGCCACGUCAGUGCCGGCGAUGGCGCUACUGCGGGGGGCAGAGAGCUCGCCAUGGCGUCGGGGAGCGUUGUUGCGGCGGAUGCAUAUGGCGGUGGCGGCAGCGCCGCCGGCGACGCUGCGCUGCUGGCAACAUCAUCAGCAGGCGGUUUAGCAGGCCUGGAAUCACAGUCGCCGAGCGGGACAGCAAGCGGAGGCGGCGCACACAGCCCAGGAGUCAGUACCAGUGGUACUGGGGGCCGGCACCGCCAACAGCAGCAACUGCAGGUGCCGCUGCAGCAAACGUCCUCUGUGGACGCUCCUGGACCGUCUUCCCUACUCGGCAGUAGGUCGCAUGCGCGUAAGGCUUUCGCACGGGCGCGGGGCAGCGUGCCAGGCAGCUUUGGCGUGACGUCGCUCGCGGCGUCUGGCGGCAGUUUGGAUUCCGUGUCCUUCCACGUGGACGCCACGUCCGCGGCGGGGGCGGCUGUGGCAGUGAUUCUAGGGCCGCCGCAGGCGGAGCAGAAUCAGGCGCAGCAUGCGGGGCAGCAUGCAAGCGGUUUAGUCGCUGGCGCCAGCGCUGAUGUGCCCAUGCUGCCAUCACUCAACAUCCUUGUUGCACAACAGAUGCAACUGCAGCACCAUGACCCGCACCGCGCAGGCGCUGGGGCAGUGGCUGUGGCCUCGCGAGCCCCAGUCUCACCUGGCCCCCAGAGCAACAACACGACCGGCGGCCCUGGUGGCGGCACUCGGCCAUCAGGGGGCAGUGGCGGCACAGGCCCUGGCGGCGCCGGCCAAGCGCCGAACAGCUUCAAUAUCUACGGCUCCUCAAUGCCUCUAAUGCCUCCUGCGCCGAUCAGCAGCUACGCCAACUCCCACUCCAGGGUGUCGCAAGUUUCCGUGGGCGCUUCCGCGUACAGCUCUACGGGGCUGCCCCAUUACAUCAACGCCACCGCCGUUGCGCCCUCCACCACACCCACUGCGACAGGAGCAGCAGCUGUAGCAGCUGCCGGGCACAUGCUCCUUGUCCAGGCGUCGGGCGCAUCCGCGACAGUUGCACGCGCCACAGAAGCAUCUGAAGGGGCUACAGCUGCAGCGGCUGCUGCGGCGGCUGUAGCGGCGGCUGGUCAGCAGCAGCAGCAGCAGCAGCCAGCCUCGCCCACGUCCGCACAACCAGGUGCUGUGCAGCAAGCGUACGUCACGAGGGGCCCCUUCAGCGGCGGCAGCCUGCAUGGCGGCAGUGUCUUUUACGGCGCCGGCGCCGGUGCGCGCGGAGGCGCAGCCGGCGGCGCCACUAGCAGUGUGCGCAACAGCAGCAGCGUGCACGGCGGCGGCGCCUACCUGACAACCACCGGUGGAAGCAACGUCAUGACCAGUGGCGGCGGCCUGCUUUACGCCGGCGCCAGCAUGGCAGGCAACCUGCUGUACACGACCAGUGGCGCGGCGGCCGGGCCCGCCUACGUGACGCACGCGGUGCGCACCUCCACGCACAAUUGCCGCGCGCCCUCCAUCGGCGGCAACAGCAUCAGCUCGGCGGCUACCACCAUGGCCCAUCAUCGUGCAGGUGCUGCUGGUGGGGGCCACAUGGGCGGGGGGCUGGAUGGCAUGUUGUUGCAGCCGCCGCGGCCGCCGGGGCCCGCCACCACGGUGGGCAGGACUACCGCCACAACCGGCGGCGGGCGUGCCACCGCCAUGCGCGCCGGCAUCAUCACCUGCAACCCCGCACUGCUCGAGGACGGCGCGUCGCUGUACGGCAGCGGCGGCGGCCGGGCCGGUGGAGGCGGCGGCGCGGAUGUCGGCAGCGCCGGAGGCGGCGGCGCUGCAGGCCUAUUCGGCCGCAGCGAGGCCGCUGUAUCGCUUUCCACCGUCACCACCAAGUCCCACCAGUUCCGCCCAACGCGCAUCGCCGGUCCGGCCAUGAAGGCCUUCCACCUGGCCUGGGCCGCGCUGCUCCUCACCUUCGUCAGCUCCUUUGCGCCUGCCGCGCUGUCGCCCAUCAUCGCAGCCGACCUGCACCUGAGCAAGCCCGUGUUGGCGGUGGCGGGGGCCAUGUCGCUGCUGUCCAGCUUCGUAACGCGCGUGUUGAUGGGCGGCUGGGUGCGGCGCUACGGGCCGCGCUACUGCCAGGCAGUCGCACUGCUGUUGACCGCGCCAGCCCUGGCCUGUACGUCGCUGGUGCGGAACGCCGCCGGCUUCGUGGCGGCGCGUGCGGCCAUUGGCACCGGCCUGGCCACCUUUGUGUCCAGUAACUUCUGGGUGGUGCUCAUGUUCGACUCGUCCGUGCUGGGUGCCGCCGCCGCCACCUGCACCAGCUGGGGCAACGCCGGCAGCGGCGUGUCGCUGUUGCUCAUGCCGCUCCUGUACCAGGCGAUGCUCAAGGUGUACAAUGGCGAUGUAGGGUCCGCCUGGAGCGCCGUGUUCUACUUCCCAGCAGGCGCUCACUUGUUACUUGGCGCGCUGACCCUGCUGUUUGGUCAAGACACGGCGCUGGGUGACUUCCUGGACUUUGACUCCGCCAGCGAUGACCUGCCCGGCGGAGCGAUGCUGGCGGCGGCGGGUGGCGGCUCGUAUCACAACCCCAAAGCGUUCAAAACGGCCGAACCCGAUGUUGCGCCAGCCACACCGCCUGCACAGCUGCAGGCGCGGCGCAGGCAGAAACAACAGCCAGCUCAGUCCCCACAGCUGCUGCUGCCCACCAAGCAGUUCUCCGCGCCGCCUCAGGUGGAGCCGCAGCCGCCUGCAGCCCUGAGGUCUGAGGCUGCUGUGGGCCCUUCCAUGCCGCUGCCACAGCCGCAGCAGUGCGCGGCGGCGCAACCCAUCAUCGCUCCUGUGAGAAGUGCUGCCGCUGCCACUGCCACAGGCGGCGUCGCCACAGCCGGCACGGGACACGGGACGAAGCGCGGCAGCAGUAGCAGCGGCGCCCCUGAGCGGGGCAGCGGCGGCGCGCGCAUGGCCGCCGCGGCGGCUGCAGCAGGCGUGUCCGGCGCGCAGCCGAUCCCCGGGUGUGGACAUGGCCGUGGCCCCGGGGGCCUAGAGGAUGAAGAUCCUUCCAUGCACGAUCUGCCGCAGCGCCUGCCCUCCGCCAGCCUGCGGGGCUGGCGGGCCGCGUCUGCACGCCAGAUGUCGCUUCGCCGGCUAGAUGCGGGCGGUGGUGCCUGCGGCGGAGGUGGAGCUGCUGGUACCAGCUUCCUGCAGCAGGCCCGUGGACCGCCGCGCGUGUCACAGCGGGAGCUGCCGCCGCCAGCCGCCAGCGCCUAUGAUGAGGAUGAUGUCAUGUUCGACGAUGGCGAGCCAAUCUUUCUGCUUGCGGGCAUGGACACGGGCGGUGGCAUGCCGGAGCGCAUUGAGGAGCAUUCGGAGACGCUUGCCUGCGCCAGCGGGAGCACGGGUCGGAACGCAGCGGCGGGCGACGGCAGCCCCCAGCAGCAGGCCUGUGGUGCUGGCAGCAGUAGCGCCCAGCACGCAGGGGCCUACGGCCAUGGCGCGCCUGAGGGGCGGAGGGCCACUGGCUCGGCUGCUGGGCCUGUGGCGGAGGGUCUGGAGGAGCCAGCAGCAGGCGCUGUGGAUGAGCCUGAUGCACCCGAGGCCACUCUGGAGAUUGAACUGCUGCCCGCUGACAACACAGCUGCCGGCGACGACGAAGCUGGUGCCCAUGAUGAACGGGAAGCUGGUGGCGGUGGAGCAGCUAGCUCUGAGGCGGCCUCGAGCCAACAGCCGGCGAAAACGUCGGCGUGUUUCCCACCGCCACACCUGCAGGUGCCGCCAUCGCCGGUGGCCGCACUCACCGCCGCCUUUGUUGCCGGCGGCAUCGCCAGUCCCUUCCGCACCGCCGCCGCAGCUCACGGUGAACCUGGCAAGGUGGGUUCGUCCGUGCCGCCGGCGGCGCCCUUCCGGACUGCCGUGACCAUCCCAGUCCAAAGUCGCGCGGGCGCGGUGGCAGGCACUUCAAGGCCACCAGGCACUGAAGCGGACAUCCGACGCCGCCAGUCCACAUCGCACUCUGGCGCUGCGGCGCCCUACUCUGCUGGCGGCCCCUCUCCUGCUGCCGCCCUUGCCGCCGCAGCCACGCGCGGCGCGCUUGGUGCUGUGGCUGGCACCGCCGCAGGCGGUGUGCACGCCACAGCGCCGGGCGGCGGCGGCCUCCCCACAGCAGCUGGCAGCUUUACACCGGCAGCCGUUGCUGCGACGACGGCCGAAGGCGUGCCGCCGGCGUCGUCAGGAGCCGUCGGCGGCGCCCACGCCGCCUACCUGAAUUUGGUGCGGGGCCGCCUCAGCCAGGGCGGUGCCAUCAAGGCCGCAGCGGCAGCUGCAGCGGCAGCGACUGGCAAUAAUGCCGGCAAGAGCCGCGGACAGCAGCACCAGGGCCUGCUGGCUGGCGCAGCAGCAGCACCUGGUGCGUCACCCGUAACUCACGUAGGUCCUGGCGGCGGCACCGAUGACCCCUCCCAUCAUCCGCGGUGGUCCAACAACAACGCGCCAGCGGGCGGCCUCAGCGGCGAUCAACAGCAGCUGGGCAGUGCGCCGCAGGCGGUCAAAGCUGGCGGCAGUGCGGUGCGGGAGGGUGCGCAAAGCCUCCUGCCAGCUCCUCGGCCGCCCAAGCACCACCACGCGCUUGGCCUGGGCUUGCACGAGGCCUACCAGCUGUACAGCAUGGCGUGUCGCAACUACCGCUGCCUUUUGCUGGCCCUCAACUACGGUUAUAACUUCGGCGCCCAGUUGGCGCUGUACAACGUGUUGUCCAUCUACUUGUACGAGCGGUACGGCAUGUCGCUGCUGGGGGCGGGCGCGCUGGCUGCCAUGCCGGGCCUGCUCAACGUGUUCAGCCGCGUGUCGGGCUCGCUGCUGUCGGGGCUGGUGUGCCGCCACUUCGGCAUGCGCGGCCGCCUGUGGCUGCUGUGGGUGACACAGACGGCUGGAGGGCUGUGCUGUGUGGGCCUGGGCUUGUGCGGCGGCGGACAGGCAGGACUGGGGGCGACCGGCGUGCUACUCCUCCUCUUCGGGCUAUGCACGCAGAUCGCCGCUGGUACCACCUCCACCGUCUUGCCAUACGUGUCGUUCCGGGCCUUUGCUGCUGUGCUCGGUGUGACAUCUGCCGGCGGCCAGCUUGGCGGUGUGGUGUUGCUGCUGGCUUUCUUCGUGACCACCAGCCUCAGCUACCAGCAGGGAAUCCUGUGGAUGGGUGUCGCCAUCAUUGUCGUCUCCCUUUCCGUAGCAGCCAUCCGCUUCCCCAUGUGGGGCGGGAUGCUGGCUGGGCCCGACACACGUUAUGGCGGCGUGCAGGAGGAGCAAUACUACAUCUCGGAGUGGACGGCUGAGGAGCAGGCCAGAGGCGACGCGCUGCCGGCGCUCAUGUUUGCGUUGCACGCUCGCUCAGAGCGCAGCGGCUGGGACUACUUCAUUGAGAAGAGGUCUUUGGCACGAGUUUAGUAAACCCUGGCGGUGACGCCCGCACGCCAGCAGCACCAGUGGAGCCUCAAGCAACCAGUGGAGCCUCAAGCAAAUCCGGAACACUUAUCAGGAUUAUGAUCUUAUUAUCCUCACAUUUGCAGUGGCCUAUGCAGCCCACCCACGCCAGCGGACUGUCACUGUCCCGCCGACCGGGGACAUCUGAGGCAUCCGCGGCUCUCUCGCACUCGCCGCGUUCCCACACGAAGCAAGCAAGCACAAUGUGGUUGGCCUGCGCCUAGAACAGGCGACAACCGGAACGGUGUAAGAGGGCUAACGCUGAACAGACAAGGUCUGACAGCUCCACACAUCACGGACCUAGGCCGGACGGCGUGAUUGGAAUCCCCGUGCAGGCACAGCUGGGAGCAACACCUGAAUUCAUAGCUGGAGCGGGAUAGGGGAGGUGCGCGGUGUGUAAUAAAGGCUCAGGCAUGAGCGGCUCAGCAGCAGCGCGUUCGGCCCACGCGGGGCGCACGCUGGCACAUGCAUGCGCUCCAGUGCUGUUGUAUUGCAUAUGAUGCAGAUGGGCUUCGGGGUGAGCUUAUUGGCAAUCUAGGUGGGCGUGCGCUUUUCAGUGUAGCAGGGCUUCUGAACUAAAUUGCUCUGUGUUAUACUGUUAUGCCUGUUUCUUUGUUUGUUCUGUGAAAUAAACCUGAAGCCCAGUGUACGUGUCCAGCACAUGGCAUUACGGUACCCCCGCUGCAAGGCGGUCUGGUAACGGCGGUCUGGUAGCGGUUACGUAGGCGCCGGUGUUUAUGUUUCGCCGUGGGGCUGUAGGGCUUUGGGGGGGCUCCGCUUCAUCGGGUUGGGAUUGGGGUCGGCUUCGGGCCUUCGGCCGCAGUAUUGGGUUCUGCUGCUACGAUUUGUUCGGGCCCCAGGCUGUGACUGCCUGGUUCGGCGGGACGUUGAGGAUCGGGCUAGUGGCGGGUUACUUCGAUGGCUGGCUUUUCGGCCGUUGCGAGGUAAAGAGCCCGAGGCGCAGAAUUAUGAGGAAAGCCAUACUGGAUGACACCAGGCAAAAGACCACCAUCUCUGUGUGCGUGGGUGCGCGGCGCGCGUGUGGGUGUGGGCUUGUGGCUGGCUGUCUCGCCAUGCCUUAACGACAGUAC
Chlamydomonas reinhardtii is the source of this 7603-nucleotide messenger RNA. RefSeq lists its product as uncharacterized. Gene Ontology annotation, molecular function: nitrate transmembrane transporter activity. NCBI's taxonomy places the organism in Eukaryota, Viridiplantae, Chlorophyta, Chlorophyceae, Chlamydomonadales, Chlamydomonadaceae. Gene Ontology annotation, biological process: transmembrane transport. The record is from RefSeq and is a predicted model, not a curated record. The transcript is spliced from 12 exons. Bases 309 to 6476 code for a protein of 2055 amino acids.